Messenger RNA from Aethalodelphis obliquidens (Pacific white-sided dolphin), 3396 nucleotides. RefSeq names its product ELOVL fatty acid elongase 5 (gene ELOVL5). NCBI's taxonomy places the organism in Eukaryota, Metazoa, Chordata, Mammalia, Artiodactyla, Delphinidae. Gene Ontology annotation, molecular function: fatty acid elongase activity. The transcript is spliced from 8 exons. Bases 783 to 1670 code for a protein of 295 amino acids. Gene Ontology annotation, biological process: fatty acid elongation, monounsaturated fatty acid; fatty acid elongation, polyunsaturated fatty acid; fatty acid elongation, saturated fatty acid. The record is from RefSeq and is a predicted model, not a curated record. Gene Ontology annotation, cellular component: endoplasmic reticulum membrane; endoplasmic reticulum.
UCGCCUAACCAUUCCGUAGAUAACCUGUUGGUGUGCACUUGUUUUGCUCGCACCACCUCUCAGCCAACAGCGUUCGGUGCAUAAUCUCAGAUAGGGACACAGCCUAUCUGUGGACGAACACUUUAACUUUCCGUCUGCAGUUAGGGAUAAGCGGAUCACUUUUUUAGUUCGUUCGGAAGCUGCCUGGGAUUCUCCAAGGAAAGCUCCGUACUUGAAAGAGAAAUGUCACUCACGUCCCUUUUAGAUUCUGACCCCAGAUUAUAACUUCUCAUUGCCAGGAAUUUUUUCUGUACAGUUCCUCUUUUUUGUAUUUCUUUUCUGUUUCUAACUGAAGACAAAAGGGAGAGUGUUAUUGAUGGUUACAGAUGGUUAAUUUUACAGAAUAUAGAACAGAACUGGGCUGAAAAGUGAACGUAGAAAGUGUAUUAAGAUUUGAUGGCCAGAUUUUUUUUCAAGAAAAAUACAUCAUAACUUCAGACACUGUCCUCACCCUCUUGACUCAAUUUCCUCGUCUGUCCACAGGUUUCACGUUGCAGAAUUGUUAGGGAUUCCAAGAGAUGACACAGUUGAAAGUGCCCAGCAUGGGGCUUGCCAAAUAGUGGUUUGAUAAAUGUUUCUUCUUCACUUAUUUUUCUUCUUGGGGAAGGGGAAGUGAGGUUUAGGGGAUGUGGCCAAGGACAGCUGGAGAAUCUCAAGUAACUGGGAAAAUAUUCAAAACUAGGUUUUCACAGACACUAAUGCCAGCAUUCCUGCAAAGUCACUUUUGAAAAUGAGGUUUUAAAAUGGAACACUUUGAUGCAUCACUUAGUACCUAUUUCCAGGCAUUGCUCGGCCCCCGAGAUCCCAGAGUAAAAGGAUGGUUUCUUCUGGACAGUUAUAUCCCUACUUUGCUCUGCUCCAUCCUAUACUUGCUAAUUGUGUGGCUGGGACCAAAAUACAUGAAGAAUAGGCCGCCGUUCUCUUGUCGGGGGAUUUUAGUGCUGUAUAACCUUGGACUCACGCUGCUGUCUCUCUAUAUGUUCUGUGAGUUAGUGACGGGAGUAUGGGAAGGCCAGUACAACUUCUUCUGUCAGGGCACACGCAGUGGAGGAGAAGCAGACAUGAAGAUCAUCCGCGUGCUCUGGUGGUACUACUUCUCCAAGCUCAUUGAGUUCAUGGACACCUUCUUCUUCAUCCUGCGCAAGAACUACCACCAGGUCACGGUCCUGCAUGUGUACCACCACGCCUCCAUGCUCAACAUCUGGUGGUUCGUGAUGAACUGGGUCCCCUGUGGCCACUCUUAUUUUGGUGCCACACUUAACAGCUUCAUCCACGUCCUCAUGUACUCGUACUACGGUCUGUCGUCCGUCCCUUCCAUGAGGCCGUACCUCUGGUGGAAGAAGUACAUCACGCAGGGGCAGCUGGUACAGUUUGUGCUGACCAUCCUCCAGACCAGCUGCGGGGUCGUCUGGCCGUGCGCCUUCCCUCUUGGUUGGCUGUAUUUCCAGAUUGGAUACAUGAUUUCUCUGAUUGCCCUCUUCACAAACUUCUAUAUUCAGACCUACAACAAGAAGGGGGCCUCCCGGAGGAGAGAACACCAGAACGGCUCCGUGACGGCCGUGAACGGCCACACCAGCAGCUUUUCUUCUCUGGAAAACAGUGUGAAGCCGAGGAAGCAGCGUAAGGACUGAGGCCCAAGGGUUGACAGCCUCUGAACCCCGUCGUCUGAUUGUAAGCACAAAUGAAUUGUGCCCAAUGCUCGUUAACAGCUGCUGUAACUAGUCGGCCUACCAUAGUGUGACUCACGUAGGACCUCUUCCAUCAGUUCCAAACCCCUAGGAAAUGUAGACAGAUUACCCAAGUAGGCAUAAGAUUUUUAACAUUUCUGGGCUCUCACCGACCCCUGCGCUAGACUGUGGAGGGCGUGUUGUUGUAGUACACGACACUGCUGUUGCCUUAUUAGUUAUAACAUGAUAGGUGCUGAAUUGUGAUUCACAAUUUAAUAACACUGUAAUCCACACUUUUUUUUUUUAACUGUAGACCAUGCAUGUGAUUGUAAAUUUGUAUAAUAAUGGUGUUACAGUAGAGAAACACACAUGCCUUAAAAGUUAAAAAACAGGGCCCAAAGCGUAUUCGUUUAAAUUAGGGUAUGUUUCAAGUUUUUAUUCAUUUCUAAUAGCUCUGUUCAGAAAAGUCAAAGACCAUGACUUAUGAAACUAUCGUGUGACACGUAGUUUCAAGUGACUUGUACAUGUGAAAUCGGCACCUUCAGUUUUGUAAUAUCGGCUUUAAAUCAGGCAGGUUCAAAUCUAGUGGAACAGUCAGUUUAACUUUUUAACAGAUCUUAUUUUUUUAUUUUGAGUGCCACUAUUAAUAAUGUAAAAAGGGGGGGGUUCUAAAGCAGUCUUGAUGAAACUUAAAAUAUAUAUUCUUUGUCUUCAGGAUUUUAGGAAGUGUGUAGGAUGAGUAGGCCGUUUUAAAUUUCAGAAUUGCUUAAGUGUUUUUAUACAGGAAACAAAGCCCAUUUUGCUUUCCACUUGUGAGAGAAGAUUUAUACUUUUCAAGAGAGAUGAUUAAAUGUUUACCAUUUGACAGAGUCCCAUAGAUGAGCAGUGGGGAACUGGUUACCAGGGUCCAAAUUUGGGUUGAUUUCUGUACUAUUUGUUUUGACACAAACUUCCUUUGAAAAUGUGCCUAGCUUACCAAAAUGAAUUAAAGGUGGGGAAAGGACCUUAGAAAAAUUUAAGGUAAAAUUAAACAGAUAGCUGCCGCAUGAGAGAACUGGGGGAUUGGAUAGAGAUGGUUUGUUUAAUGUAAAUCUAAUAGCACCUGUAAUUUUUUUAUCCUGCUUCAAAUCUAAAGAUUUGUUUAGAAAUACUUGUUUAAAAAUAAGACUGCUUAUCAUAAAAUCAUGUCUCAUACCCUAGAGGCAGUGGUCAAACAGAUAAGGACUGUUGUGUGUGUCAUCUUAAAGUGUUGGAAUUUAGCCUCGGAAUAACCUUCUCCGUCUGGAGGAAAAAAACAUUCACUGAACCACUCGUGACACAUCUGAGAAGGUCAUUGACAAUGUAUGAACGAAUUGUUGGUUUGAUAUUUAUGUAAAUAUCAGUUUAUCAUGCUUUAAUUUUGCACAUUCAUAUUAUAGGGAGCCAGUUGGUUCUCUUAAUUAGUCUUGUGGGAUUUCUGUUUGGAAGGAGUCACAGCAUCUGUUUACAUUUACCUUAUCAGAUCUAGAAUGUGUAUAUUUGUAAAUGUAUGUCUUUCUAGGUACUAGUUUGCAAAUGUCUACAUAUUUCAAUACAAAAAGUAUAACAUUCAGUAGUGUGCUGUCAAAGUGUGCUUUAGCUCAUCUGGAUAUACCCACAAUGUUAAAUAAUGUCUAAACAUUAAUCAUUAAAAUGUUUUUGAUUACCUGUG